GUCGGCCUCGUGACAAAAAUGUCUAGCAGACGGCAACUGAUGGAGAUUGGUCCAAGACUUGAAGCAUUUCGAGAAGUUUCAUUACGCAAAUAACUAAAUAAGGCGGUUAAAUUACAUGGUAAUCAUGUUAAUAUUUGUCAAACAAGGCUGUGAUGACGUAACGAAUACGGCGCAGUUAAGAUGGCAUAGGUUUAAGCAACGACAUCGAUUUUUUUCACCAAGAUAUACCGUUAUAACGUAACGAGUAUACCUUUCGGAUGGCUUCUACUGGAUUAGCGUCACUUAAUGGCUGCCGGAAGGAGGUGGAUUUAACGUCAAACGGGUGUCAAGAUGACGCAAUGCUGGCUCGUUUUGUUUGUUUCUCCAACGCUGCCAGGUGUCGUCAUCUGUCAACUUAUUUACACUAGUGAAAUGGCACAAUCAGAGAGAAUCACGCGGCCUGGAGCCACGAAGAAAAGCCUUCGAUGGCCAUCGCUUCCAGAUGAACUUCUCCUUUCCAAAAGUCCAAAGUGGCUUCGGUCUUUCUCGUUUCAUCAUGGCCACCCGCAUAAUUCAUCUGCAAGUCUCGUUCUUCCCAAAUUGCCAUGUAGCGAUCAUAAUUUGCAUCCGCAGGAAGAGUCAACCGAUGAAGUCUACAAUCGAGUUGUUUUGCCUCCACUGACAUUGGGCUCGUCUUCUUCCAACGCAGCUGGAUCGGACAAGGCCGUUGGAUCGUCGUGGCUUUUGCCAACCUUUCCGGCUUUCCAUCGCAAAGAAGUCUACCAUCGUCAAGCUGCCGCUAGGGAGCAUCAACGGCGCCAACUGUCGGCCAAAGUUGGCCGUCUUCCUCCCAUCUGCACGAGCAGUACGUCUCCUCCGCUCGUCGCCCAGUCUUCAUCCGCUCCUCCGCCAAGAUCACCCCGAGGUGUGGAAGGUACGAGCGUGACGUUGGUGUCGAGUCGGAGCAGCCGUGCUGGAACGCGAAUAGAAGGAGACGAAGAAGAAGAGGUCAAGAUGGCAAGUACUGCCGAUGUUGUCGGGCAUCGUAAUGAGCCUCAUGUCCAUUUAUGGUCGCAAGGAAGGGAUGAAGAAGAGGAGGACUAUGAUGAAAGAAGAGAAAGAGAGGAAUUGAUGGCGCUGUUGAGGCCCGUACAAGUAUCCAUAUCGGGUCAUCACGCACCAUCGCCGCUAGUGCGACCACGGCCAGAACAAAAACCAACAGUCGAUGAAAGUAAGCGAACGAAGACGACCGGAUCACGUGACCAUCAGACUUCCACUCCUGUUAACACAACAACAGACUUCCAGUGGACCAUUGAAUGGACGCCGAGUGUAGACGUCUUCCGACACCAUUCCUCGACGUCAUCUUCGGAUGCUGAAGAAUUGAUUGGAGAAGACGAAAUGGCCGCUCCGUGGCCAGUUGAGCAGCAUUGGCGUAGCUCACAAAGUGCCAAUAGAGUCCGCCAUUCGCCACCGACGUCAAUCGAACGGGCACAUAAGAUUAGCGAGCCAUCCGUGAACUAUUCCGCACCAGCUUCGACAUCGCCGCCAGUUCCGGCGUUGAGAGCCAAAACAGCCCACCCUUCCAUGUCGAUCGAACAUCAGCUGAUCUCUGGCCGUCGACACUACGACAGCCAAGAUUCCGGCGAGAUUAUCGAAGAGAUCGAACACAUUUUCGAUGAGAUGAUCGAUAUUGAAUCAUUGGAUGAUGAAUCCGUAACACCCGAAAGCAGAUUGAAAGAAGAUGACGAUGAAGAUUUUCCUGAAAAAGAGCCGCCCGUAUUUGGUGUGCAACUGGAACAGUUGAAAAAAAUGUUGCAUCACAAUGCCCCUGGCAUCAACAACAAUGACAUCAUUGAAGACAUUGCGGAUGAAGAUUCCGGUCAAGAAGCAACGUCAUCGUCUCCGACAUUCCGCCAAGAUCCGUCAGUUGCUGAGCACCUGUUGGCUGUACCGCAAGAAGAUUGUUUGCCUAAUGUCGUCCAGCAUUAUCAUCCGGAUGACCGGCCAAUUAGUAGGAGUCCCCGUGUGGUCCACAGUCCCGUGCUGGGUGAAUCUGCGAGAAGACCUUGCGUCUUUGAAGACGAAGAAUAUCCUCCGGAAAAUGAUGAAUAUAGCGAAGAGACGUGCCAAUCACCUGGAAGAUUGGCAGCUCAUCCUCGAGUCAAUAAGAGUCGAUCACUUGGUUCGUUCGCCAGUCGCCAUAGUCCAUCACCUGAUGAGAAUGGCCGCCGACAGAGGUCUCUGCCUAUCCGACGUCUAGACGGAUCCAGUGAUAAAGCAGAGAAAGCUGGCGGCCAUGUCGUUCAACCAAUUAAAAAGAUUGCAGUCAUGCCUUCGAGCAUUCUCAACCGUCAAAUGAAAGCUGGCCAAUCACCAGCGCCGACUAAUAAAGCCAACCGGCCCGAGAGUCCUCAAGAUCCUAGAACAAUCCUUCAUAUGUCGCUGAAGAACAUCCACUCUUCGGAAUGGGAAGUCAAAGUGGAAGGCAUUCGUCGCUUAGAAGAGCUCAUUACGUCGCAUAGCGAUAUAGUCACGCCUGAAGUUCAUAUUAUUGUUCUGGCAUUGCUCGAGGAGGUAAAGAAUUUACGUUCACAAGUUUCGCGUGUGGCCAUCCACUGCGUAGGGAAAAUGUUCCAGCAUUGCGGCAAACAAAUGGAACAGGAUUUAGAUCGAACGGUGCCGCUGCUGUUGAACAAAAUAGGUGACACGAACCGGUUUAUCCGCGAAGACGCCCAUUCGGCCUUGAUGAACGUAACCGAAUUCGUUUCACCGCCUAAAGCCAUCGUCGUGAUCGUCACCGAAAGCCUAACACAUAAGAACGCGAUCGUGAGAGCGGAAGCGGCUAAAUUGCUGGCAGCCAUCGUUGUCAAAUUAGGUCCAGCCAAGACCCUGAGCGGAGCUAAAGACGUCACAGAAAGGAUCCUACCGGCUGCCGCCCAUUUCAUCCAGGAUGGAAAUCUUGAAGCCAGGGCCCAGGCGAAGAAGAUUUUUAGUAUUUUGAUCGAAGAUCCGGUGUUUGACAAGGCCAUGUUAAAGUAUCUGUCACCGUCCAUCAUCCGUAAUAUCCAGCGGACACUGGAUACGCUCCGGAAAACGACGACAACUAAUCAUCGUUGAAAAAUACAUAAUUGGCAAACUUUUUUUUUUUUUUCAAACAAUAUUUAUUCUAUUAUGAUUGAUUUAGUGACAGAAAUUUUUGAUGUUCAAAUUUGUUACGAUUUGUUUUUGUAUGUUGUGUUUUGUUUUGUUUUUUAAAUAUGGUGAGGCAGGGUUUCUUUAAAAGAUGUGAUCUGUUUCUUUUUAGGAGGAAAAAAUAAUUACGUCCUAUUUAACGAUGAUUUUUUAAAAUGUAAUCGUUAAAUAGUGGGAAUUAUUUUGAGGGAAGAAGUUUAAUUAUCGGGUUUCGUUGGAGUAAUUUUGUAAUUGGUUUUUAUUGUUAGUUACUUGUACAUUUCCCUUACCUUCUUUUUCCGAUAUAACGUGAUGGGCUAUAUCGUAGUUAAAUUAUAUUUAAAAAUUAGUUCUAAUUGGGGAUUAGCAAUGCGAUGCAACCUGUUAAAGCGUCCACAAAAGCCAUGCAACCACAAUAACAUAAUUGACAGUUUAAAAAAUAAACGCGUUGGAUAAAAAGUCA
Molecule: messenger RNA, 3613 nt
Organism: Daphnia magna
Lineage: Eukaryota; Metazoa; Arthropoda; Branchiopoda; Diplostraca; Daphniidae
Exons: 12
Coding region: 331-3096 (921 amino acids)
Biological process (GO): microtubule cytoskeleton organization
Cellular component (GO): cilium; cytoplasmic microtubule
Molecular function (GO): microtubule binding
Source: RefSeq, a predicted model, not a curated record